CCUUCCAUGGCCAGCACUGGAAUUAGAAACUGCCCGCAAAGCGCAAAACAUGAGGUAGGCACGGUCUAGGUCAACACCAUCAGCCUCAUCUCGACUAGGCCAAUUCCUCACCGUACACAAACUCAGCCUUGCAUUUAAUCGUCGCCGCCACUGUAAAUCGCUUCGCUCAUUUCAAUUCUCUCCAACUCAACUGUAACAAAUACCAAAAUGCUCACUUCCGUGGGCCGGGCCGCCGUCCGUCGCGUUCAGACAACCCGCCUUUCUGCUUCCGCCCCCUCUGCCGCCCAAUUGCUCUGCCGCCAGUCGACCAUAAAGACUGCGCUCCCCAUUCGAAGCUUCACCGUCUCAGCAUGGUCCCCCUCUCCUGCCUCCGGCGAUAAGAAGGCCGCCAAGAAGACGACGACCACCACCACUAAGAAGGCUACUCUCACCACCAAAUCCAAGUCUAAGGCGACUGAUAGCAAGUCCAAGUCCCAGACCAAGGCGAAGCCAAAACCCAAGGCUGCUGCGCCAAAGCCUAAGAAGGCCAAGAAGGAGGUUGAUCCGGAGAAGGCGAAGAAGCUCGAAAUCCGGGAGCUUAAGAAAUGGGCGCUCAGAGACAAGCUGGCUAUGCUUCCAGCCACCACUUGGGUGCUUUUUACGUCCGAGAAUAAAGGAAGCCUCACAGGAACUGGUGGAAUCACCCAACAAAUGACUGAGCUAUCCGAGAAGUUCCGUCAACUGACCGAAUCCGAGCUUCAAGACCUCUCUCGCAGAGCCGUUGCCAACCGCCAGAAGAACCUCGCGACUUAUAAAGCUUGGGUUGAGACUCACGAGCCUGCGCGCAUUCACUUGGCUAACAAAACCCGCCGCCGCCUCGCUUUCCUGACUGGCAAGCCUGUCAAGCAAAUCUCAGAUGAGCGUCUGCCUCAGCGCCCUACAGGCUCUUAUUCCCUUUACCUUGUUGACAACUGGGACAAAAGCCAUGCUGAGACUAACCAGGCCAAGUUCAAAGAAAUUGGCGAGUCCUGGAAGGACGUGAACCCUACUGAGAAGGCACUAUAUGAGCAGCGCUCCGCUGACCAAUCUGUUAAGUACAAAGCCGAGAUGGAGAAGCUUGAUGCGCGCGCAAAAGUCAUCCAGGAAACUGGACUUGCCUAAGGAAUUGAAUAUGAGGGGCUGCCACUUAGAUUAGAGAGAAAUUCUAUGUACAAAUGACUGUUUCGUGAGUGAUCGCUGUGGUGCAGGUAUAGGAACUCAUGGUGUUUAUGAUCUAUUUAUGGUAUGGUACUGAUUAUGAAGGGCUAGGGGUCAAGGGAAUGGUAACGGGGACUUUGUCUGGUCUGGUUUGGUCUAUUUUUGUUCUUGUUUGUGUUUGUACUGGAUCGUGUAUGGUACGAUGGCCCUGGUUAAGACAUGACAUAACCCAGACUCAGCUGAGCUGGCAGUCACUUGGGAAUAGUUGAUAAUCAAAGGCUCGUGCAACGUGCGU
Molecule: messenger RNA, 1471 nt
Organism: Fusarium oxysporum Fo47
Lineage: Eukaryota; Fungi; Ascomycota; Sordariomycetes; Hypocreales; Nectriaceae
Exons: 2
Coding region: 208-1140 (310 amino acids)
Source: RefSeq, a predicted model, not a curated record